UACCUACAGUAAGCGACAAGAGGAAGACCCUAUCUGUGAGACGCAUCUCUAGGACUAAUCUUCCCAAGACGCUCGAUUUUGUUUGUGUGAAAGCGAUUCGAUUGCACCAUGUUGCUGCUGGAAUCAGAUUCACAGAUGGACUGUUCCGACAACUUAUUUGAAGCCGGGUACGCAGUGAACUCCGGUGGGGACAGCUGGGGGCAGUCUCCCGCACAUCUAGCAGCUUUCGGCGGACAGGCCUUCUGCCUGCUCUGGCUCCUGCAGACAGGAGCAGACGCUAACCAACAGGACAUCUCUGGGGAGACGCCUGUUCACAAAGCCGCCCGAACUGGGAGCCUAGAAUGCCUCAGCGCUCUAGUGGCCAGCGAUGCCCAGCUUGAGACUUGUAACAACGAUGGCAAGACUGCGGAGGAUUUGGCGUGGCAAUACGGCUUCACAGAGUGCGGUCGCUUCCUAAGCACGCUGCGUCUCACGCGGCACCGCAAAGGCUGCAUUGGUGUGCCCGAGGAGAGCGCGCAUGUGGCGCGGUCCGAUAUGCUCAGCUGCACAGCGGCCGGACAGAAAAGGGCGCGGGUCAGUCCUGACGCCCAAGACGGAAAGAAAUCUCGUGAUUGGUGACACAUUUGACACCAGAAAAAGGGAAACUGAACAAGUGUCAGCCAUAGUAGCUCCGCACCACAGUCGAGGAAGUGUCACCCAGCGCCGCGGGGAAGGACUGCUAACUCACUCUCUACCCGCGCCGUCCGUGCUGGGUGCACUAUCAAUAAGGAGAUUCAAUCCCAUGUGAGGACGGACAACAUGUCUGGUUCUGAGAUGGGAUUUUUUGUGUGCAAAGGGGUGGAAAAAGGCGGUCAGGUGAAAGUCUAUGACAAGGUGAAGAAUAAGGUAGAAAUGUACGUUUAAUGGGACUGGAACAACUCAGGGAACAAGGAUAGGUAUUUUAAUAAUUACAUUUCUGCCUGUUGGCAUUUUACGGUCUGCUGACAGUAUCAGUGCCAGCUUACAGCUGGUGUCAGAGCGUCCAACCUGACCUGAAUGGAGAAGGCUGAAAAUAUCUGUACAGUAUUGUGAAAUAAAACAGGACUCUGUUUUUUAAAAAUA
This is a messenger RNA of Sardina pilchardus (European sardine), 1101 nucleotides long. It is a transcript of the gene ankrd37, whose product is annotated as ankyrin repeat domain 37. Gene Ontology annotation, molecular function: protein binding. The transcript has 4 exons. Bases 109 to 618 code for a protein of 169 amino acids. The record is from RefSeq and is a predicted model, not a curated record. Lineage: Eukaryota; Metazoa; Chordata; Actinopteri; Clupeiformes; Clupeidae. Gene Ontology annotation, cellular component: cytoplasm; nucleus.